GCAGCCCGCGGGGCGGCGGGGCGGCGGGCGGCAGCGAUGGCGUCGGGGUGCAGGGUGGGUCCCUCCAUCCUCAACAGCGACCUGGCGGCGCUGGGCGCAGAGUGCUGCCGGCUGCUGGACUGCGGCGCCGACUACCUCCACCUGGAUACACUUCGUCCCGAACAUCACCUUCGGCCACCCCGUCGUGGAGAGCCUGCGCAAGCAGCUAGGCCAGGAGCCCUUCUUCGGUUAGGAGCGGCGAAUGGCUCGGCAGUCAUUUACCUUCCUGUGCUUUCUGCUUUGUUCUGUUGGCGUACGAGACCCUCAAAAGAUAUGCACAUGAUGGUUGCCAGACCAGAGCAGUGGGUGAAGCCAAUGGCUGUUGCUGGUGCAAACCAAUACACCUUUCAUCUGGAAGCUACAGACAACCCAGGGGCCUUGAUAAAAGACAUUCGGGAGAAUGGGAUGAAGGUUGGUCUGGCGAUCAAGCCUGCCACCACAGUUGAACAAUUGGCACCUUGGGCCAACCAGAUAGACAUGGCUUUGGUGAUGACCGUAGAGCCUGGAUUUGGAGGGCAGAAAUUUAUGGAAGACAUGAUGCCGAAGGUUCAGUGGCUGAGGACACAGUUUCCCUCACUGGAUAUUGAAGUGGAUGGAGGAGUUGGGCCCGACACCAUCCAUAAGUGUGCAGAGGCAGGUGCGAAUAUGAUUGUAUCUGGCAGUGCAAUUAUGAAGAGUGCAGAUCCAAGAUCUGUGAUCAACCUCCUAAGGAAUGUGUGUUCAGAAGCAGCUCAGAAGCGCUGCCUGGAUCGAUGAGACCCACCCAAGCAGUGUCAAAGAAGGCUCUGUGUGUGCGGGAGAACCUUGUUUCUCCUGCAGAAGGGAGGGCUGGAUGAACGGUAAUUACAGAAACUUUGUUGCUGCUGACCAGAGGAAUCAUUCCUGCGCUGCAAUGAAGCAAGCAGCUGUGAAAAACAUUCUGGCUGUCUUUCAGGGUUGGAAAUGCAAUGGUUUGAACCUGUCUCUUGAUUCUGUGGAGGCUAAUUUUGUGGCACAACCUAUAGCACUGACUGGAUUGAACGAAGUUUCAGUCAGUUUUUUGCUUGCUAGAAGAGUGUAGCAUCACCAAACGCAAUCUUUCUUGGGGAAAACUAAUCAAACAGCUGUCUGUAUUUUGUCAAUUGAUCUGUGCAUUCCUACAAAACUUUUGCAAUAUCUGCAUUAAACACCUCUCCCUUGGUG
Messenger RNA from Calypte anna (Anna's hummingbird), 1221 nucleotides. RefSeq names its product ribulose-5-phosphate-3-epimerase (gene RPE). The transcript is spliced from 7 exons. The record is from RefSeq and is a predicted model, not a curated record. Gene Ontology annotation, molecular function: D-ribulose-phosphate 3-epimerase activity; metal ion binding. Bases 37 to 795 code for a protein of 252 amino acids. Gene Ontology annotation, biological process: pentose-phosphate shunt; pentose-phosphate shunt, non-oxidative branch; carbohydrate metabolic process. NCBI's taxonomy places the organism in Eukaryota, Metazoa, Chordata, Aves, Apodiformes, Trochilidae. Gene Ontology annotation, cellular component: cytosol.